ACCAAACCAGAAAAACUAGUAAACGGCGUCGUUCCAAAUACCAAAUAUAAGAAGAGAGGUCUGUGGAGGUUUUGAUUCAUACUCCUAAAAGAAUGGGAAAGGUCACAGGCAAAGUAGAAGAAGAAGAAGGUGAAGCUAUUGAAGCUCUAGGUUCUCUCUUCAAGCUCACUCAAAUCCACCUAUGGGUCGAUACAGAUACUCAUUUAGUUCCUCUCUCCCAUGAACACAGCAGUGUUGAUGAUACUUCUGGAAUUACCAACAUUAGGUCUGAUGAGAUGGGAUUGAUGAAAGAGAUGAAUGAUCUCGGUCUUCCGGUAUCCUUUCGAGCAAGCAAAGAGUGGAAGAACAGAACUAGAGGGUAUCAAAAGAAAGGAAUCAAGGAUCGAUUAGACGACGAGGUUAAUGUUAUUCUCCAAGAAGAAGAAGAUAAGGAUUUAGCAGUCAAUGUAGUUUUGGUUUCUGAUUUGAAGACUCCAGAAGAGGAGGUUGACAUACCGUCUUUGGAGGACGAUUGUGUUCAAGUAACUGUAGUUGAAGAAGAAAAUCAUGAAGUUGUUGUAGAGAGAUGUGUUUUGGGAAAUGGAGAUGGAGACUCAGUGUUGGCAUCAGAGACAAGAGAUUCUCAUGACUCUAGUGAAUGGAAGGUCUACUGGGAUUCGUUCUAUGGACGAAGUUAUUUUUACAAUGUUAAGACACAAGAGUCCACAUGGGAGCCGCCACUUGGGAUGGAGCAUCUAGCUUAUAGCGAUGAAAGCCAUAACUUGAAUGAAUUGGUUAUAGAGACAACAGAGAAGCCACAUGAUGAGCUCUUUGGAGCUGGACCUGCUGAUGAUGUUACCACUGAAAAAGCUGAAGAUCUUGGUGGAGUUUGUCAACGCCAAUGUGAAAUAGAAGCCCUAGAGGAAGUUAACAGUUCGAUUGAUACAUACCAAGAAACUUCCAUUGGAAAUCAAUCUUUGGAUAUUACUACUCUUGAUAAAGAGGGAAACGGUGCAUACGUUGUCAGUUCUGUAAAGAUGGCUAAUAAAGAGUCGAGAAGAUCUCGAGCCAAAAAGGAAUUACUCAAUUCGUACACAGGGACUGGAAUGAAAGGUGUUCUUGAAGAAUAUUCUGCAAUCCUUGGCAAGUAUUGGUGCCAAAGAUACCUCCUCUUCUCCAGAUUUGAUGAAGGCAUCAAAAUGGAUGAGGAAGGAUGGUUUUCUGUCACUCCUGAACUUAUAGCUAAGCAUCAUGCCACACGCUGUAAUGAAGGCAUAGUAAUUGACUGUUUUACAGGAGUUGGUGGAAAUGCUAUUCAGUUCGCAUCAAGGAGUCACUAUGUGAUUGCAAUUGAUUUGGAUCCAAAGAAACUUGAUUUAGCACAGCAUAAUGCUGCCAUAUAUGGUGUUGCUGAUAAAAUCGACUUUGUGAAGGGAGAUUUCUUUGACUUGGCGCAUAACUUGAAGGCAGGCACUGUAUUCCUAUCGCCUCCUUGGGGAGGCCCUGAUUAUCUUAAAGUGAGUACGUAUGAUAUGAAGACAAUGUUGAGACCUCGUGACGGAGAGGCUCUAUUUAAGGCGGCCAUGAACAUUGCGUCAACAAUCAUUAUGUUUCUACCAAGAAAUGUUGAUAUUAACCAAUUGGCAGAACUAGCCUUAUUGACAUCUCCUCCAUGGUCACUAGAGGCAAAGAAGAACUACUUAAAUGGGAAGCUGAAGGCGAUAACAGCGUAUUACAGCUACAUUGGUAUUAGUAAUAGUUUGGUUGCCGGCGGCAGCCGUGACUGCGGUGUCGACAAAGGUGGAGGGAGCAGCUGUGACUGCGAUGUCAGCAAAGGUGGAGGCGUCAGCCAUGACUGCGGUGUCGGCAAAGGUGCAGGCGGCAACCGUGACUGCGGCAAAAGUUGUGAUGGUGACGGUCAUGGUAGAGGCGACGGUUGUGGUAGCACGCCUGUGGUGGUGGUUGUUGUGACUGUAGCUAUGUGUAACGAUUGAAUUAUGCAAAUUUAACUAUUUGUCCAUUUCUUUUUUUUAAUUUCUCCCGAUUGGUUUGGAGUUUGGACUGGUACAACACAAUCUUUUUACCUGUUAUAUAUGUUCAUCACACAAUGUAACAUCGUCAUUCAGACUUCUUUAAUAAAAUUAAUUUAAAAUA
Molecule: messenger RNA, 2133 nt
Organism: Arabidopsis arenosa
Lineage: Eukaryota; Viridiplantae; Streptophyta; Magnoliopsida; Brassicales; Brassicaceae
Source: the annotation of a GenBank genome assembly